Molecule: messenger RNA, 5223 nt
Organism: Cyprinodon tularosa
Lineage: Eukaryota; Metazoa; Chordata; Actinopteri; Cyprinodontiformes; Cyprinodontidae
Gene: lrriq1
Product: leucine-rich repeats and IQ motif containing 1
Exons: 26
Coding region: 112-4458 (1448 amino acids)
Molecular function (GO): protein binding
Source: RefSeq, a predicted model, not a curated record
CUGGGUGAUAUUCCUCCUUCGUUGGUUCGCUACUUUGAGACCUCAAAAAGCCGAGCAGCAGCCUGUGAGAAACUGAUCCUGGAGGAACAUGAAGAGUUCAAAGAUGGUUUGAUGCAACUGACAAUUGAAAUAAAUGAAGGCGUCUGGAAAUCAAAGGAAAAGAUUCCCAGUGUGUCUGUUGAUGACAAGAAUGACUCUAAGAAUGACGAUGGGAAUACGGAGAAAGAGAACAAUCGUACUUUGGACAUAGGUGACCAUCAGACACAGCCUGAGAAACCUCAGCAUGAGCAGAAAACAGGGGCAAGACAGCAGAGAGAGAUGGACUUCCAGGAAGAGCUGAACAGGAUCACAGAGGCAGAAAAGCUUCAACAGACAGAGCUUGAGCUCAGAAAGAGAAACACCCAGGAGAAACUGGAACAGGAGCUUCUGCUCCGGCAGGAGCUGAUUGGUGACUUUAAAAAGCAAGUGGAGCAGGAGAGGGUGAUGAUUGAAAAGGAGAAAAGGAGGACAAAAAUGGAGCAAGAAAGCCAGAUAAAGGAGAAGACAGAGAGAAGGAAAAGUGAGAAGAGAAAAAAAGAAGAAAUGAGGGAAAAGGAGGCAGAGGAAAAGGAUAAAAACAAAGAUGAAAUAACAGAGAGAGAAGACGUGAGAGAAAAUAAAUGGGUCCAAUUUGGAAGGCACAAAAUGAGAGAAUUGGUAGGAAAGAAUGAGGAAGAAAAGAAGGAAGUUAAGGAAGGGGUGAAAAGAGAGGAGGAGGAAACAAAGAGGAGAGAGGAGAAGAGAUGGUCAAUGGUAACCGAAAAUAUGGUGAUGAUGGGCGGUGAAGAACAAAAAAAGAACAAAAAGCCAAGUGAAGAACUGAAAGUGGUGGAGAAGAAUGAAGAUAAAGAAACAAGAAGAGACAAAGAUUCAAUGAUUGGUUCCCAUAUUAAGGUUAGAGUGAACUACAACGAGGUGAUGAGGGAAGAAUCAGGCUGGAAGACAUCAGAGAAUGAAAUGCAAAACAAAGAAUGGGAAGAGGAGAGAAAGAUAGGAAAGAGGGGGGAUCUAUGUUUAGGGAAAAAAUGCCUUUUAAGAAACAGAGAUGAGAAAAGACAAGACAAUGAGAUGGAGGGACAGGGAUGGAGGGAAUCAGAGACAGUUAUACAAGAAAAAGAAGAAAAUGAAAGAAAUGCAAAGGAUGAAAAGACAGUUAAGGAAGAACGGAAAGGAAGUAUAAAAUAUGAAAGAGAGCAGAGAGAAACAGAACAUUUAGGGAAAACAGACAAUGAUGAGAGGCAAGAAGAGUUAAAGGAUCUGGGAUGCCGAACAAAAGACAGUGGGACAAAUGGAGCAGAAGAUGAUGAAAUGAAAGCUGACAAAGAAGAACAGAUAGAAGUUCUAGAAAAGGGAGAAGAAGAAGGUAGAGGAGCCAUGAAGAGAAAGAAAGAAGCAAAAAAACUGGUUGAGCUGAUAGACCGGAAUGAUCCGAACAAGAAGAAGAAGGAAAAUGACAGUGCAGAGUCUCCACAGAACUCAGACAAAACUGAGCAUUGGACCCCCUUGGUGUCCGUUCCAUCCCUCAUUGAGGCCACAACAAGCCUCAGCAUCUGUGAGACUUCACAGCAUCAUUGUCCAGGAAGAAAUAUGGCUGACGCCUCCACAGACGCACUGGAUUCAGAGUCAAAGCAGUCCACCCCCAUUCCUGCGUCCCUUCAUGAGUACACGGAGCAGAAGAUGUUGUAUUGGAAGGAAUACUGCACACCCUGGUCCAAACUGUCCCUCCAGAACAAGAAGAAGCAGAAGGGUUGCGUCCAGAGCCAGAGGAGGCCCAGGAGGGCAGCUGGCGUUAGCAGUCUGCCCCCUCUUUACCCAAAGACUCUGCUGGAGUCCACAGGCAGAAGAUCCCUGCAGGAGGUCACCACAGCCACAUUAGAAGACCUGCCGGCCUGCAGCCUGUCCACCAUCGCCCAGUGUAAUCGACUGCAGUCCCUCACCCUCAGACGCUGUGGCCUCCAGUCUGUGGAAGGCAUCAGCCAGUUGCAGCAGCUCUGCUAUGUGGAUUUAAGGGAAAACGACAUAUCGUUUCUGGAUUGUGAAAAUAUGAGCAGUUUGAGGGUUCUUCGACUCGCUCAUAACAAGCUGACGUCCAUCCACGGUUUAAGAGGCGCUGAUAGUUUGGACUUUCUUGACCUUUCUCAUAACUCAAUCACUCGCAUUGCUGGUCUGGAGUCUGCAAGGCGACUGCAGAGGCUCUCUGUGGAUCACAACCAGCUGAUUAGCACCAAAGGGCUGAGGGAGGUUUACACUCUGCUCCACCUAGACUGCUCUCACAACCACCUGACAAAGGUUGAGGGUCUGGAGAACAGUGCUCUUCUACAUACUCUGGAUCUAAGAUCCAACAACCUUACUGAGGCCCCCAGUCUUAACAAUCAAGUUCUACUUAGAGAGCUGCUGUUGGACGAUAACAACGUCUCCUCUCUGCACGGCCUCGCCGCCUGCUGGCUUCCCCUUCUGGAACAUCUUGCUGUCUCACAAAACAGGAUAACCCAGCUGCCCUCCAUGAUUGACUUGGUAUCUCUGAAAAAUCUGGAUCUGAGCUUCAACUGCCUGGCAGAGCUGCAAAAUGUUUGUGAAAAUGUGGAGGGAUGUCUGUUUCUUCAAGAGGUCCAUCUGACAGGGAAUCCUCUGCAGCAGGAGAGAGAUUGGAGAUCCAAACUGCAGAAAGCAGUGCCUGGCUUAAGGGCUGAUGACGGCCAGCAGACAGACUCCUUUCUCUCUCCUCUGGCUUCCCGACAGCUCAGCUUGGCCCCACACAGCUUCCUUACGCUCUGUCAAAAGCAGCUAAAGCAAACUCAGGAUUUACAACAGCGUCUCAGCAGGGAAGUCGGGAAUGCCUCAUUGUCUCUGGAUGCUGUGAAGAGCUGCUGCCAUUACUUUACUCUGGCUUUGCAACUCGCUGAGGAUCAGAGAUUCGCCCAUGAACAUGAUGUCACUGCUAUGUCUGCGGAACACAUGGAUGAGGGCCAAACAACGUCUGAAAAAACACUGCACAUGAGUAGAAGUUUAGGAAAGCUCACAGAUUCCCUGAAAACCGAGUCAGCUUUCAGGAGACCUCCAGACAACCUGAGCAGGGAGAAGGAUGGACAUAUUCACUAUCACUCUGAGGACAAACCAAAUGAAAACAGCAGACAAGAAACAUUUGGAGGUGUUAAAACUGGUCAGAGGUCAAUAACAAAGUCAAACUUCACCAAAGGUUUUACUCUCUUUCUGUCUUCAAAAGAAGAACAAACCUCCAACAGUUUGGACGAAGAAUUGGACAAGUUGCACAGUAAAAACACAGCAGCCAUCGUGCUCCAGAGGAUGUGGAGAAAGUACAAGCAGAAAUGCAGACGUGCUAAGGCCUCGUUAAUCGCAGACUCAGAGGGAGAAAAUAAGCUUUCUGUUGCUAACAGAAGCACCUCUGCUGAAGAACAUGCAGCUAUUAUCAUACAGGCGUUUUGGAGGGGCUUUGCCCUGAGGAGGAGGCUUGCUUCUGCGCUCACUGCUUUCACUGGCGCUGAAACCGGAGAGGAGGACGCCUUCGAGGAGGUGGAUGUGCAGGAAUUUGUCGUGGAGGAGCAAGCACUGGAAAAGCACUGGACUCUCACCUUUUCCGAUGAUUUGCCUCCCAUGGAUUAUCCAGUGACAGAGCUCCACUUACCUCCACAGUCCCAGGUGGUGCUCCAACCGAAGCAGGCCUGGGUGGCUGAGGAGCAACCAGACUUUAUGGCAGAGAGAUGUUCAGCAGAAACUCCCAGCAUAAGCCGUUCCUCUGUUUCAACCUUGGUCCACAGCGACCUCUCUGAAAGAUCAGAAAAAAUUAUACAAGAAUGGGGCUUCACCAACAGCCGCACAGCUCUGCUUAUGCUGAAGAGAGCUGAGAAGAUGAAGGCCACCAAACACAAGCAGAAAAAACUUGGAAAUCCCUCUGUAAGGGUUGCUUUCAGAGACUCCAAUUACCGAAUAAGCCCGGCGGAGGCGAGGAACAGGCCUACACAAUACAGCAGACUUUGUUUGAAAGUCGGAGAGGCCCAGAUUGGUCAUCCGCAGGCGGAGCGAACAGAGAGGAUGAGGAGGCAACAGGCUGAGGAGGAGCUGAAGGCGCCGGCUGCUUCACAGAGAGGACCUCAUUUACCACAGAUAAACUCCACCGGUCUGAGCAGAGGUAGAGUUCAGCUCCUGGCUGACCUGUCAUCCGGGGAUCAUUCCAGCGCUGCAGGACUGUGUGUGACUGCCCAGCUUAGCAAAGUGAACACCUAUCCCUGCAGAAGCAACUCGACUCAUGCAACUAAAGAAGCUGUUCCCCUUAAACAAGUCACCUCUCCUGUUGGAAAAAAGGAGCACAUCUCUUUCAACCCCGUCCAACUGGAUGGCGGCUGGGGGGGAGGCAAGAAGAGAGAAAGACUGCAAAAAGUAAGUGGGCCUCCUAAAAAAUGAAGACGGACAGGACCUGGAGCAACCCAAAUAUCUCGAGGCGUUUCCAGAGCUAUCAGUGCUUGGACUUGAAGGCAGCCAGCUCGCAUCAAAACACAUGGAGCGAAGCCACAAAGCUCUGGGAAAUUACUCGCUUCACUGUGGAAGGAAAUAGGAACCAGGAUCUUUAGUACCUGAAGGUUUCCUGCAUUUCCCAACACUGAACUGUUCUUAAUUUUUGUUUCCCGGAUGUUUUAUAAAUAUUGACUGCAAAACCUUUAGAGGAAAAAUAAAAUACUUUUUUCAUUAAUUUCUUGAGAAUAAAAUUUGAUAAAACUUUGUCUGGGUUUGAUUUGUAUUCCGGCCGACCAAAUGUGAAUUUGAAGCCUGGUGGAUCAAUAUUGUUUUUUUUUUUGUUUUUUGUAUUUAUCUCAUGCUGCGUUGCUGUAGAGAGGCUCACCUCGGGGCGUUUGACUUCCUCGCCACCCUGCUGCCUGAAAAAUCAUAAGUUAAUGAACUUCAAAACAAAUAGUGAGCUCUUAGGAGUGGCUCCCUGGCAGGAAAUGCGUGCCCGCCUGCUUAUUUUCCUUCAGUGUUUCAGUUAAGCGUGUCUGCAGGGUGGGAUUCAACUGGAGGCUGGAGAGGAUUUUUAUCUCGCUUAGCGGCACACGCCGGAGAUGUGGUGGUUCUGUUUUGAAACAUAAGAGCUCUGUCUUUUAUCAGGGGGAGUAUGGGGGGAAUUUUGUUCCAUUAUUGUUGCAGGCAAAGAACAUGUCAUGUAAACAAAAA